Nymphaea colorata (pocket water lily) is the source of this 4148-nucleotide messenger RNA. RefSeq names its product disease resistance protein RPV1-like. NCBI's taxonomy places the organism in Eukaryota, Viridiplantae, Streptophyta, Magnoliopsida, Nymphaeales, Nymphaeaceae. The record is from RefSeq and is a predicted model, not a curated record. Gene Ontology annotation, molecular function: ADP binding. The transcript has 6 exons. Gene Ontology annotation, biological process: signal transduction; defense response. Bases 506 to 4036 code for a protein of 1176 amino acids.
CGAAAUUGAAGAUUUCUCCCCACCCUUUUGUUCUUCUUUCUGCUGUAUGAGCUACGCUAUCGUCUCGCGACCGUGUUGCCGGCGAACGAGACUGGCGAGGACUCUUACCCAAGCAGUGAAGUCGUUUUCCUUCUCGGAGACCGACGGCGGAUUCUUAACUACGGCAGCAUCACGGAUCUUAAGGGCAUGCAUGAGAAAGUUCUUCACUUGGUUGGACGACGAGAUCAGGGUCGACUUGCCGCCCUCCCCUCCAAUUGCAUCUACUUCCAGGGCAUCAUCACGGCUUGACGUUGCCCAAUCUUUUUACCUUACAAAAAAGACCGUGAACUCAAACUUAUUUUCUUCAUGAUCAAAAACACGCUCUAGUUUGGUGGUAGCUCGCUUUCACUUCACAAGGAUCUUUGCUCAAAAUUGGAUGCAUCUCAUGGAUCUCUAGUGUCUGAGUGCUUCUUCCUUUAUCUAACCUCCAAUCCCAUCGUCACCUUUUGGGGUACUGAUAAGUGAAAUGGCUGCAUCGUCGUCUUCAGAAGAGGGCAGAGGGUUUGAGUAUGAUGUGUUUCUCAGCUUCAGAGGGGAAGACACCCGCAAGGGCUUCACGGGGCAUCUGUACUACGCCAUGGAAGAGAAAGGCAUACACACCUUUAUGGAUGACGAGAAGCUCGACAAGGGGGAGAGCAUCAAGCAGCUGCUUGGCUGCAUCGAGAAAUCCAAGAUCUUUGUGCCCAUCUUCUCGAAGCGAUUUGCAGAAUCCAGGUGGUGCCUUAUGGAGGUCGCUAUGAUGGUUCAGUGCCAAAGGCUGAUCAUUCCCGUUUUCUUCGAUGUGAAGCCCACCCAUGUUAGGAAUCAGAGCGGACCAUUUGAAGCUGCAUUCGAAAGCCAUGAAAAAAACAAGCACCUAAGCAAGAGGACCCUGCAGGAGUGGAGGGAUGCAUUGAGAACAGUAGGGGAAAUUUCUGGAUAUGUCCUUGAAACAGACACGGAUGGGCAUGAAGCUAAGCUGAACCAAAUUAUUAUUAGGAGGAUUCUAAGUGAGCUGAACAAAACAUUUCUUCAUGUGGCUAAGCGUCCUGUUGGGAUGGAUGGCUCUAUCAAAGAAAUGUUGAGUUUGUUGGAUAUUGAAAAAAAUGAUGUUAGAAUGAUCGGGAUUAAUGGCAUAGGUGGCAUUGGGAAAACAACCCUUGCGAAGGCCAUUUUUAAUAGAAUUUCCACAAGCUUUCUGUUUGUCAGCUUUAUUUCCAAUGUAAGGGAAGUAUCCAACCAAGUUGGUGGGCUUGUCUCCCUGCAAAAGCAACUUAUUUGGGAUGUUACAAAGGACAGUGACCCACGUAUAGAUGACGAAAGUCAGGGGUGCAGCAGGAUCAAGCAACUCAUUUGCAAAAAAAGCGUUCUUCUUGUGCUUGAUGAUGUUGAUGAUAGAAAACAGCUUAAUGCUUUAGCUGAUAGUGAAGAAUGGUUUGGUCCAAAAAGCAGGAUCAUUGUCACUACCAGAUACGAACAUGUAUUGAAAGAAAGAAGAAUGAACAAGCAAGAAAUUUACCAAAUGAAAAAAUUGAAUAAAAAAGAGUCACUUGAGCUCUUUAGUUACCAUUCUUUUGGAGAAAAGAAACCAACAGAGAAGUACCAGAAGUUAUCUGAGAAGGUUGUAUCAACGACUAAUGGUAUACCACUGAUGCUCGAAGUAUUUGGUGCUCUAUUCUUUGGAAUAGAUUGUGCAGAGGAAUGGGAAGGUUUACUUGAAGAACUAAACAAGCACCAGGAUAAGGAUGUCCAUGAAAGGCUAAGGAUAAGUUAUGAUGGGCUGUCUGAAAAAGAAAAGCAAGUAUUUUUGGAUAUUGUUUGCUUCUUUAUUGGAAAGGAUAAAGACGAAGCAUUUUAUGUAUGGAAAGAUUGUAACUUCUCCCCCUAUACGUCUGUUCAGACUCUACUUCGCAGAUCCUUAAUUAAGAUUACUAGUGACAAACAGGUGUUUGAAAUGCAUGAUCAAAUACUAGAUAUGGGCAAAGAGAUCAUUCGGCGAGAAUGUCUUUUGAAGCCAAGCAAGCGUAGCAGGCUGUGGGAUAGUAAUGAAAUAUUGACAGUGCUAGAAGACUCUAAGGGAGCAGAGAAUAUACAAGUUAUAUUUUUCAACUAUUUAAGCAGGUGGGAAAAAUUUAGCACCAGGGAUUUUGCAUUGAUGUGUAAUCUGAGACUGCUUUACCUCAACUACAUCAAUUUCCACGAGAAAGACUUCACUCAUUUCCCCAAUAAGUUAAAAUGUUUGGAAUGGCAUUGGUGCCCUUUGAAGUCUCUAUCAUUUAAUGAGUUUAAUCUGAUGGAGCUUGUUGUGCUGAAGCUAUGCCACGGCAAAUUCCAGCAGGUGCUGACCAAGCAUAAUUUGCGAAUAGUAAACAAGAAGUUGGACAGGUUGAAGGUUCUUGAUCUCUCUCAUUGUCUGUAUAUUAUCACAACACCAGAUUUUGCUAGUCUUCCCAACCUGGUGAAGUUGGUACUGGAUGGAUGUGAUAGCUUGUCCGAACUUGAUAGAUCGAUUGGAGAUCUUAAAGAGUUGGUUACUUUAAGUAUGAAAGGGUGUGGAUCACUGACGGAACUGCCAGACAGCAUCUGCAAGUUGAAUUCUCUUGAAAACCUUAGUCUUGAUCAUUGUAGGAAUAUUUCCACAUUGCCAAAACUACUGGGAAACUUGAUGUCAUUGAGGAAGCUUUCUCUGGUCUGGUGCACUUUAUUGGAAGAACUGCCAGAAUCAAUCGGAAAGAUGACAUCUUUGGAAGAGCUCAUCCUUGAAUGUUCAUGGAUGUUGAAAAAGAUACCUGAUUCAAUUGGGAUUCUCAACAAGUUACAGCACCUAUCAGUAAAAGGCUGCACAUCACUUGAAGAAGUGCCCGAUUCCAUUGGAGGAUUGGUAUCUUUGGAAAUACUCAUUCUUGAUUACUGUACUAACAUAAAAGUGCUCCCUAGUUCAAUAGGAAACUUAAAGAACCUCUAUAAACUGUCUUUAAACUACUGUCCAUCAUUAGAAGAACUAUCAUGUUCCAUCGGGAAGUUGCAAUCCUUGAAAGAGCUCCUCCUCGAUGGGUGUCAAAUAAGAAAGGUGCCAUAUUCUGUAGGAAGCCUAAAGAAGCUCUAUAGACUAUCUCUAGCACACUGUCUGUCUCUGGAAGAAGUGCCAGACUCAAUCGGUGAGUUGGAGUCACUAAAGGAACUUAUCCUCACGUUUGGAGAAAAUGGCACCAUGCCUGAUUGGAUUGGAAGAUUGAGGGCUUUAGACGUUCUCAUUCUUGAUGGUUCUGCAUCAUUGAGAAAACUGUCUGAUUCAAUUGGGGAAUUGACCAAUCUCAGGCUUUUGUCUUUAGAAGAGAGCAGAUCACUAGAACAACUACCUUCAAGUAUUGGUAGUCUUUGCCGGCUCGAACAACUUAUCUUAAAUGGUUGUCAAAAGCUCCAAUCCAUCCCCCAACUUCCUUCCACCCUAGUUGCUCUCAUAGCCAAUGGUUGUGCUGCACUGGAGACAAUAUGUGAUGUUUCAGACUUGCUUGUUUUGAAGGAACUUCACCUAGAAGAGUGCACUAGACUUGUUGAGAUUGCUGGGCUCGAGAAACUGAAAUCCUUGAGUGUCUUACGCCUCUGGGGCUGCAAACACCUUAGUAGUCAUCUUAUGGUGAGGCUCUGCAUGGCCACAUAUGAAGAUUUGGAGAAGCUGGUUCUUUCUGGUUCUCAGACAAAUGAUGGGCAUCUGCUGUUUGGGUUACCAAGAGGUCCUUCAGGAAAUCCCUUGCUUAUAGAGGGUUUUUCUGUAUCAAUAGAUGGCAAUAGUGGGACUACCAUGCAAAUAGAGGUCAUGUCAAGUAGUGAGACUGUUUUCAAGAUCGAGUGGGAUGAGGAGUCCAUAUCUCCAGAUGAAAUAAACGGCACAUACACAAUUCUAUUCGAAAUGUAUGAUGAGAUCCAAACGCAUUUGGAAGGUGGUCACAGAAUGGUGAAGGUUUCAACAACAACCAGUGAUCGUCUAACAUGGGGCGGUGCUAUCUUUUCAAUCUAAUACUUCCCAUGGUUGGUGAGUCUGAAUGUCCACCGGACCAUCAUCAUGUUGCUAAAAUUUGUUGGAAGAUGAUCUGAUCAUCUGCUAAAUCUUCCUUAAGACAGAAAGGUUA